UUCGGUCGUGGGGUUUCCCACGAAUGGAAAUGUUGCUGAAUCGAACGCUAUAGUUGGCAUCACUUCGACUGUGCGAUUAGGGGAAGACAUUUCAGCAGAUAUUUUCUGUGUAGCCUACUUCGUCUUCUUAAAAAUGCACCGAUUCGAGAGCAACAUUUUGGGCUCAUAUAACUUGAAAUUGUGUACAUUGUGUCUAACUGAAAGACUGGCGAUUGCAUCUCACAAUUGUAUCCAAAUAUUUCAAUAUAAUUUACAUAAUUGUGCAAGCACUUCGCUUCAUUUGUUACACGGAACGCAAUUAAAAACGGCGUCCGUUUGGCGAGCCAUGUCCCGCACUGUCAGCAAAUUAAUUGUGUCUCAAGUAGGCUUUUGCACCUUGAAUAUCCUAUAGUUCGAUAUGCACAGCAAUGUGCUCUAUAAAACACACAUGACAUAUAUGGAUGUUCAAUCCAGCUUUCGUGGAGCGUGUUUGGUUCAUAAUUCGUAGUUUAAGUAACUUUGUGCAGUAAACUAUUCAUGUGGCGUACAAACCAGAUGGAUUUCAUAGUAGGCUACAAUGUAGAAUAUAUCAUACGUUAUCUAUGAACCAAAAUCACAAACGGGGCCUCUUCUGAUAUAAAUAUGCCUGAAAUGAACCAUAUUGCUCCCAUUUAUGUGGGCAGUUUAAGUAGUGACGAGAACGUUACGGUAAGGGUUAACUCUCUUGCUCGGAUCUUCGCCAUGUAAUAUUGUACAGAUCAGCUGUGGGAGGCGCAUGCGGAAUACUGACGUGCAAAGGCAUCAGGGAAUCUGAUUUGUCAAACUCGAACUGGGCGCCCGCCCUCGAUACACAAAACUACAGUACCUACAGUCAUAAGAGUAGAAUGAUUGUUGGCACAGGGAUGGAUCACGUACCAUUUGGAUAAUGAUUUGAACUCGCGUCCGCCUGGAUAUCUAAUAAUUGUGACAACAUCGUCGCUGCAGUGGAGUUAUGCAACAUUGUAACAAUUUGCAACAGUUCGCCCUUUGUGCAACGUGGAUGUGAUUAUUUUUUAGAGGGGAUACAUUGUCGCUUAAAAGGAGGACGCUAUGAGAUUGUAACCGCUUCGGAUGUAAUUCCGCUGGACGGACACCUUGAUGUUGCUGUGCAAAUAUUUUCAGGGUGCGUAGGGGUUUUGUUUGAUUGUACAUAGACCGAUGACAGAGGGUAUCGGUUUAUACACGUGUUGCAUUAUGUGGAAUUAAUUUGUUUAAAUCUGAACUGUUAUACAUACUUAUUUGCACUUUAAAUGCACGUCGCCUUGUCCAAAGGUUGAUAGGUGGAUUUGUUUUCUGAUGCCAGAACCCCCAGAUUGCCUGUAUGGCCGAAUCAUGAAGUUUUUUACAUUUUUGCUUUUGCUUCCAGAAACUUUAAAAAGGACUAAAAAGAGUGGGAAGCAGUCCGGCAAGCUGCCAGUAUGCUAUGAAAUCGUGACUUUGUCCGUGAAGAAGAAGAUGGCUGCAGAACUGUACCCUGCCAGCUUAAACACCAACCUCCCUAACAGCAACGGCGCGGUAGUGACUGCAGCCAGCAAGAAAAACAUCGUUCAGGUCACCCAAGCUGUGACCGUGCCAACUACGACUGCCACUCAGCAAAAUAUCAACAACAACAACGUCGAGACUACCAGUUGGCAGUCCACUCACCCGACAUUGCGAGAAAGGAAUGCCUUGAUGUUCAAUAAAGAACAUAUGGCCGAUGUUCAUUUCAUUGUGGGUCCCCCUGGUGAAUCACAGAAAGUUCCAGCGCAUAAAUAUGUUUUGGCUGUGGGCAGCUCUGUUUUUGGUGCCAUGUUUUAUGGAGACCUGGCAGAAGGGGAGUCUGAGAUUCACAUCCCAGACGUGGAGCCUGCUGCUUUUUUAAUUCUGUUAAAGUAUAUGUACAGCGACGAGAUUGAACUGGAGGCGGACACGGUGCUGGCCACUCUGUACGCCGCCAAGAAGUACAUUGUGCCUGCCUUGGCCAAGGCCUGCGUCACUUUCCUGGAGACCAGCCUGGAGGCCAAGAACGCCUGUGUGCUGCUCUCUCAGAGCCGCCUCUUCGAGGAGCCAGAGCUGACACAGCGCUGCUGGGAGGUGAUCGACGCCCAGGCUGAGCUAGCCCUCCGCUCCGAUGGCUUCUGUGAAAUCGAUCUGCAAACCCUGGAGAUCAUCCUGCGCCGUGAGACGCUGAACACGCGCGAGGCAGUGGUCUUCCAGGCAGUGCUGGAGUGGGCGGUGGCUGAGUGCCGGCGCCAGGGCCUGGGCGCCACGGCACGGAACAAGCGGGCGGUGCUGGGCAAGGUACUGUACCUGGUGCGCCUCCCCACCAUGACUCUGGAGGAGUUUGCUGACGGCGCGGCACAGUCGGACGUGCUCACCCUGGAGGAGACGCACAACAUCUUCCUGUGGUACACGGCGGCCAACAAGCCCAAACUGGAGUUCCCGCUGGCUCAGCGGACAGGCCUGACGCCGCAGCGGUGCCAUCGCUUCCAGUCAUCGGCCUACCGGAGCAACCAGUGGCGAUACCGGGGCCGCUGCGACAGCAUCCAGUUUGCCGUAGACAAGCGUAUCUUCAUUGCCGGCCUGGGCCUGUAUGGCUCAAGUGGCGGCAAGGCUGAGUACAGUGUCAAGAUUGAACUGAAGCGGCAGGGUGCCACGCUGGCGCAGAACCUCACCAUGUUCGUGUCGGACGGCUCCAGCAGCACAUUCUCAGUGUGGUUCGAGCACCCGGUCCAAGUGGAACAGGACACCUUCUACACGGUCAGCGUAGUGCUGGACGGCAACGAGCUGAGCUACUUUGGGCAGGAGGGCAUGACUGAGGUGCAGUGUGGAAAAGUGACAUUCCAGUACCAGUGCUCCUCGGACAGUACCAAUGGGACGGGCGUGCAGGGGGGGCAGAUCCCCGAACUGGUCUUCUAUGCAUGAACCCUAGGGUUGGUUUGUAACACAUCCCCUCCCCUGCGUGGAAGUGCAUUCUACCACUGGAUUCGUUGAACAUGCUGGGGAUUAUUAGAGGGUCCAAAAGCAAAAGAGUUCCUUUGCCUUCUUCAACAAUGUAGCAGCAGUGAGAAAUUAUGUAAAUGAAAACAUGCCUGUUAGUCCUUUGACAAAAUGUUUGAGUGAUGGAAUGCUCUUUCCAUUUUUAUUUAUUGAGAUAAAGAUAAAACCUAUGAUUUUAACUAUUGAGCGCUGUGGCAUGCAGCCUGGUGUAAAUAUUACAGAGAAGUUGUAUUAUUGCACUCCUACUGGGCCACUCCCUGUUAGCGUGUUGUUUUUUGUAAAUAACUUGAGGCUAAUUUGUUUACAGCUUGAGGUUGGCUGACAAAUGACAUGUCUUGUAUUUAGUGCGCAGCUUAAUGGAACUGCAGAACAUAAAGAAAACGUUUUUGUGACUCAAA
This is a messenger RNA of Oncorhynchus nerka (sockeye salmon), 3395 nucleotides long. It is a transcript of the gene btbd6b, whose product is annotated as BTB (POZ) domain containing 6b. NCBI's taxonomy places the organism in Eukaryota, Metazoa, Chordata, Actinopteri, Salmoniformes, Salmonidae. Gene Ontology annotation, cellular component: cytosol. Gene Ontology annotation, biological process: neurogenesis. Gene Ontology annotation, molecular function: protein binding. The transcript has 4 exons. The coding region runs from base 1315 to 2922 and encodes 535 amino acids. The record is from RefSeq and is a predicted model, not a curated record.